Molecule: messenger RNA, 543 nt
Organism: Pseudogymnoascus destructans
Lineage: Eukaryota; Fungi; Ascomycota; Leotiomycetes; Thelebolales; Thelebolaceae
Exons: 2
Coding region: 1-543 (180 amino acids)
Source: RefSeq, a predicted model, not a curated record
AUGCAGAGUCUGGCAGCUAAUCUCAUAGUAGGGAUGCGCUUCCCAAGCGCGCAGGUGGUGAGGUUCUGUGAUGCAAAAGCGAUGCAGCUUGUGAAAGCUUUGCCGUCGGAUGGGCUCUGGCGGGUUGUUAUCUUGGCAGGAGACAUUAGUGAACCUGGUAGUGCCACUAGACUUGUGGAGUUGGGAGCCUAUCUUUAUUCAUCCGGUGGUCCCAUUAGAUCUCACACGCCUGCUUCUGCAGAUAUCGACUUCUUCAUUGAGCCGAUAGCGGUUCUCUCGGGCAAGCGUGUCAACACCGUGCAAGAUCAGAUCCUGGAUUGCUUCUCGCCUAUAACUGGGAAGUGGAAGAUGCGAGAUUUGCAUAAAGUAUAUUUUGACGAUGAGACCUAUAAUUCAGGACAUGGAAAGGUAUAUGGGUUCUAUGGUAUUGAGCCAAGCAAGGGCGCGGUGGCAAUUGUGAGACCAGAUCAUUGUCGGUGUUCCCCUUUAUUUUUUUCGUUCCUGACUAUGUCAGUGCUUGCAAAGGCUCGGCGCUAUUGGUAA